Molecule: messenger RNA, 1632 nt
Organism: Rodentolepis nana
Lineage: Eukaryota; Metazoa; Platyhelminthes; Cestoda; Cyclophyllidea; Hymenolepididae
Source: the annotation of a GenBank genome assembly
GUUCGAGUGACCAUGAAGGUAACGGGUCAAGAUGAUGUUCAGAAGGAAAUUGACAUCCGAAGGAUGGCUAAAGGCGAGUACUUUGGUGAAAAGGCCCUUUUGGGAGAGGGCAGACGUACUGCCAAUAUCUAUGCCGCUUCUCCUGAAGGCGUAGAACUUCUCUGUCUGUAUAGGAAGGACUUCUUGGAGCUCAUGGGCAACAUUGCAGAUCUUGAGCACAAGGAAUAUGUCGAUCUGGAACAUCUGCAAUCUCACGGAGGUCAAGUGCGGGUUGUGCAUCCAAUUAACCUCAACGAAGAUGACCCCACUGUUACCCUGACAUCAGCCGGUCCCACCUCGUUGGAUCAAUUGCUGGGUCAACGUGAGUCCAUGCCCGCCGUCGUUGGUGAGAGGACGGCCGAAUUGGACGCUCUCCGUAAACUUCACACCAAAGAAUACGAUGCCGCCGCAGACCUCAAAUUGUCCGACAUUGAACGCGUUGCUAUUAUUGGUCAGGGCGAGGAUGAAGAAGGUUCACAUUGUCGAGACCAAACAACAGGAUCACGUUCACUCCGAAAAACAGAUCCUCAUGUCCGUCGAUUCGCCCUUCAUUUGCAACCCAUUUUACUCCGUGCGGUUCACCUUCGAGAUCUGCGUGCCUGUGAUAUUCUACUUUCUUCGGGCGCUUUAGCACUGUGUUGUGCGCAGAAAUGUUCAACCAACUGUUCCGAUAUUUUGGAUAUUCUCUUUGAACCAGCGGGAGAUAGUGAUCUUUCAAUUUCUGAUGUCUCCUGUCUGCUCAUAUCAUACUGGACAAAGUUCUUGCAGAAAAUAUUUGCUGCAUCUAAAUCCAAUAAUGCUGGUGCUGUCGGCAGUCUUCUUGAGGAAUUCAAAGCGAAAUGCUGUACAUUUCGCAGAUAUACUGAUCUCUGCAUUUACUUUGAUCCCAUGGUAUAUGAAGAUCUUCGAGAAUUCACUCUUCUCUGUAUGGAUCCACAUUUGGUUCCAUUCCGUCAAAAUCGGAUUCCAUCGGAUGUUACACCAUCCUCGGCAAAAUCUUUCUUCAAUAUGGUUGCUGAAGGAGCCGGUAAGGCUUUUAGCGCCUUCUUGUCUGUUGGUGAACAAAUUGUGGGAGGUGGAAUCGGUGAUAGAAAUUGUAUGGAAACAGAUUUGCUGGCCAGGCGUAUACGAAAUGUCAUGACGCAGUUAACCCAACAGUACCUCAACGCGAUGCUUAUUUCUGCCAUUGAAAGAGCUGACCUCCCAAUCAUCCAUAUACUUCUGGAUUUCGGCUUCAGACUUCAGGGAGUCCCACGGCCUUCCAUGUGCUUUCCAAAUGCGGUGGAUAUUUCAACUGUUGUCAAGAGAGAAAAUAGUUUAGAAACUCGAAGAAAUCCAUUAGAAUGGCGUCUGGAAACUCCAGGAGGUCCUGAUUGGUUGUUGACUGCCUUGCAGACCGCCGAAGAUACGCCUAUUUUGGCCGCAAUUCGCAAGAACCUUCUUCAGGAGGAUGUCUUUGAUCAACUCCUCAAAGAGGGAGGGCACUUGUUGCUGCUUCCUGGAGCGGGAGGCAUCCUGCCGAUUCAUCUAAUGGCUGCCUUGGGGCGAAUUGAAAUGCUCUCCGCGGUGCUCCACUUAAAUGAUCCAAGGUAG